CGAUAUUGAAAUCCACAUAACGCCUGUUUUGUUUCAAAUUUUAUCGGUGAUUAUUGGAAAUAACAGUUGUACACAUUAACUCAAAUUCAUUAUAUACCCAAUUAAUAGCAUGUUAUUAUGGAAUCUGAUUUCGUAUAUAAGGGGCAACGUUCCUUUACAGCAUCGUGUUUCCAAGGUUUUGCAUCAUUGUCAAUUGAGUUAUCGGAUAUUCAAUCAUAGAGUUCAAUCCUUUCGCCAAGUUUCUGCUUCUCAAUGUGUAUAUGUAUUUAUUGGUGUCGGAAACAGAGACGACAAAGAUGGGGAGCUGCUGAUAACGGGUGGCGAUGAGGUGGCAGACGGGCUUAAGAAUUUGGAGGAGAGAUCAACGGAUUUUGGAGAAGCCUUCCCGCAUCGGAAAAUAGAAACAAAAUCUGCUAUCUUUGCCAUAUUAUUGGCAUUAGGUAAAGCGAUCGGGUUAAAGCACUAUCUCUAG
This is a messenger RNA of Lactuca saligna, 472 nucleotides long. The record is from the annotation of a GenBank genome assembly. Lineage: Eukaryota; Viridiplantae; Streptophyta; Magnoliopsida; Asterales; Asteraceae.